This is a messenger RNA of Mesorhabditis spiculigera, 445 nucleotides long. NCBI's taxonomy places the organism in Eukaryota, Metazoa, Nematoda, Chromadorea, Rhabditida, Rhabditidae. The record is from the annotation of a GenBank genome assembly.
CAACACAGAGUAUGAGCUCGAGAUCAAGACCCAGCUCGACAGCGGGCUGAUUAGCGAGAGUGCCAAAUUUUCCUUCAGAACUCCGCAAGUAGACUACAACCCGAUCGACAAAGUCGACAUCCUGUCCUCGCAUGACGUCAACAGCAUCCAGAUUCAGUGGCUGUUGAAAAGUGAAAUCGACAAGUCUCAAGUUGUCGGCUACGAUGUGUACCUGAAUGAGGAUCAGGACGCUCCAACGCACACCUGGCGUCGGCUGUACGUCGAGAAUGUUGAAGGGAACCUGGCUAUUCCAGGACUACAAUCUACAACGAGCUACUACGUGAAAAUCGACGUUAGGAUGAGGGACGGAAGGGUUGUAAAAUCACCUACCACUUACAAAUUCACGACCGUCGAUUGGCGACACUUGUCACACCGACCCUACCCACGCACGAACCCGUUCUUGCAC